AUUAACCCUGAAGUAUGGUAUAGUCCUGACAGUGCCGGAAGACUGGAAAUUACUCCCUUUAAAGUAACAAUUAGAAACCCGGAGAUUCCAGUAAGAAUAAAACAGUACCCGAUGUCCUUGGAAGGGAGAAAAGGGUUGAAACCAGAGAUUGACCGACUAAUCAGUCAAGGAUUGUUGGAACCUUGCAUGUCUCCUUAUAAUACUCCAAUUCUCCCUGUAAAGAAACCAAACGGGUCCUAUCGCCUAGUACAUGACCUGAGGGAAAUAAAUAAGAGAACAAUAGCUAGAUUUCCGGUGGUAGCAAACCCUUAUACAUUAUUGAGUAAACUAAGCCCGGACAACCACUGGUAUAGUGUAAUAGACCUAAAGGAUGCCUUUUGGGCUUGUCCCUUGGAUGAGGCAAGUAGAGAUUACUUUGCCUUUGAAUGGGAAGAUCCAGAAACUGGAAGGAAACAACAACUCAGAUGGACAGUAUUACCCCAAGGAUUUACAGAAUCCCCGAACUUAUUUGGACAAGCCUUAGAACAAAUUCUAGAGAAUUACCAGACAGAUGCUGGAGUAACCCUGAUACAAUAUGUAGAUGAUUUAUUAUUAGCAGGAAAAGAAGAGGAAGAAGUAAGAAGAGAAAGUAUAAGGCUUUUAAAUUUCCUGGGACUUAAAGGUUUAAAGGUUUCAAGGGCUAAAUUACAGUUUGUGGAAGAAGAAGUAAAGUAUUUAGGGCACUAUUUGAGACGGGGUGAGAAAAGAAUAGACCCAGAAAGGGUACAGGCUAUUUUAUCAUUACCAAUACCCAAGAAUAAGAGACAAAUCAGGCAAAUCUUGGGUUUAACAGGGUACUGUAGACAGUGGAUUGAAAACUACAGUAGCAAGGCCAGAUUCUUGUAUCAAAAACUGACUCAGGAUGGAUUGAUGAAAUGGACUCAAGAGGAUACUGAAAAUUUGAAGGAACUGAAGGAAAGUUUAGUACAUGCCCCUGUUUUAAGCCUCCCUGAUUUAAAAAGACCCUUUUAUUUAUUUGUCAAUAUAGAGGGAGGAGUUGCCUUCGGGGUACUUACCCAAGAAUGGGCAGACAAAAAGAAACCUGUAGCGUAUUUAUCAAAACUUUUGGACCCCGUAAGCAGAGGAUGGCCCACAUGUUUACAAAUAUUGGCUGGAUGCGCCUUACUAGUUGAAGAAGCUAAGAAAAUUACCUUCAACAGUAGCCUUAAGGUUUACUCUCCCCAUAAUAUCAGGAGUGUAAUGCAACAGAAAGUGGACAAAUGGAUAUCUGAUGCUAGGCUCCUAAAAUAUGAAGGGAUUUUACUAGAAGCACCAAAUUUUACCCUAGAAACAACUGCAAUUCAAAAUCCAGCUACCUUUUUGUUCGGGAGCAUAGAGCAAGAACCUUUAACACACAAUUGCUUGAUAACUAUUGAGGAACAAACCAAGAUCAGGCCUGAUCUGGAAGAAGAAGAAUUAGAUAAAGGAGAAAGGUUGUUUGUAGAUGGAUCCUCCCGGGUGAUAGAGGGGAAACGGCAAUCAGGGUACGCCAUCAUUGGGGGCAAAGGCUUACAAGUAGUGGAAUCAGGGGCCUUGGAUAAAUCUUGGUCAGCACAAGCCUGUGAACUGUACGCCAUCCUUCGGGCUUUAAAACUUUUAAAAGGAAAAGAGGGAACAAUAUAUACUAAUUCUAAAUAUGGGUUUGGGGUAGUACAUACCUUCGGAAAACUAUGGGAAGAAAGGGGACUAAUCAACUCACAAGGGAAGGGAUUAGUUCACCAGCAAUUGAUAGCUGGGGUAUUGCAAGCCCUGAGGGGGCCAAAAAGGAUAGCUGUAGUACAUCUGAAAGGCCACCAAACAGGAACAGACCUCAAGACUAGGGGUAAUAAUGCAGCAGAUCAGGAGGCAAAACGGGCAGCAGCAAGGGAAAUGGUUUUAAGGGAAAACUCAGGAGAGCAAGAUAGACAAAGGGGGUGGAAGCACAGUCCUACCAUCUGCAUUGCACUGAUCCAGACUGCACUGGAAAAGGGUGAGGCUCCAGAACAUGUGCAGUACGUCAGUGACAUCACUGUUUGGGGGGACACAGUGGGAGAAGUGUUUGAGAAAGGAGAGAAAAUCAUCCAAAUUGUCCUGAAAGCCGUUUUUACCAUCAAGAAGAACAAAGUUAAGGCACCUGCUCGAGAGAUCCAGUUCAUGGGACUCUCCCGAUUUGUUGAAAGUUGUGCCUUCCCCUGCGACCUGCCCCCACAUCUAGCCAGGGAAAGAGAAGCGGCAGUUACUCAUAAGAACAAUUUCCAGUGGGGCCCUGAACAGCAACAAGCCUUUUCCCAGAUCAAGCAGGAGAUCAUUCAUGCAGUAGCUCUUGGCCCAGUCAGGACAGGACCAGAUAUGAAGAACAUUCUCUACUCCUCAGCUGGGAGCCAUAUCCCACCUCUCCUGCGUCCCACCCAGCGCAGCACCAAAGCCAGCAGCUCUGACCUGACCCUCCGCUGCGAGAGACAAGACAGCCUGUGCAGCGUGGCAACAGCUGUCGUCCUGGUGACAUGA
Messenger RNA from Passer domesticus (house sparrow), 2526 nucleotides. RefSeq lists its product as uncharacterized. The transcript has 5 exons. The record is from RefSeq and is a predicted model, not a curated record. Bases 112 to 2526 code for a protein of 804 amino acids. Lineage: Eukaryota; Metazoa; Chordata; Aves; Passeriformes; Passeridae. Gene Ontology annotation, molecular function: RNA-DNA hybrid ribonuclease activity; nucleic acid binding.